Myripristis murdjan (pinecone soldierfish) is the source of this 3267-nucleotide messenger RNA. It is a transcript of the gene reep1, whose product is annotated as receptor accessory protein 1. Gene Ontology annotation, biological process: endoplasmic reticulum tubular network organization. The record is from RefSeq and is a predicted model, not a curated record. Gene Ontology annotation, molecular function: microtubule binding. The transcript has 8 exons. Bases 84 to 992 code for a protein of 302 amino acids. NCBI's taxonomy places the organism in Eukaryota, Metazoa, Chordata, Actinopteri, Holocentriformes, Holocentridae. Gene Ontology annotation, cellular component: endoplasmic reticulum tubular network; cytoplasmic microtubule; endoplasmic reticulum membrane.
GACGCUGCCGCCUGACGCGCCUGUCAUCUGGAAGAAACUCCUCCCCGCGGUCAGACAGCGCGUCCUGUCGCCUUCCCAGCGCAAUGGUCUCCUGGAUUAUUUCUAGACUUGUGGUACUUGUUUUUGGUACACUAUAUCCUGCAUACUCAUCCUAUAAAGCUGUGAAGUCGAAAGAUGUGAGAGAAUAUGUGAAAUGGAUGAUGUACUGGAUAAUAUUUGCCAUAUUCACCACUGCGGAAGUAUUCACAGAUAUGUUUCUUUGUUGGGUUCCUUUCUAUUAUGAGCUCAAGAUAGCCUUUGUGGUGUGGUUACUGUCUCCAUACACUAAAGGCUCCAGUGUGCUAUACAGGAAAUUUGUUCAUCCCACGCUUUCCUCAAAAGAGAAGGACAUCGAUGACUACAUCUGCCAAGCGAAGGACAAAAGCUAUGACACCCUGGUGCAUUUUGGGAGGAAAGGACUGAAUGUUGCAGCCACAGCUGCAGUCAUGGCUGCGACAAAGGGACAAGGAGUCCUGUCAGACAGACUGAGAAGUUUCAGCAUGCAGGAUCUGUCUUCCUACCAGUCUGACCCCACCAACACAGACUCUGUCACCACUCAGCCUGCAGCAGCACAGCAAAGGACCAGAACUAUGAUGCGCAGCAAAUCAGAGAGCUACAGCAAGGGGCAGGAUGUUGACAUGACUGAAUAUGAGGUUUUGGGCUUGGACCACUGGGACACCAAGGAGUUGCUGUCCCAGCCUCUUUUGCCUUCUGAGCCCACACCCCUUACGCCCUCAUUGACACCCCAGUCCUCUCCACCCUCCACACCUUCACCGCCCCCUAGUCCUCCAACUCCAGAGCAAGCUGAGGAGGUGGGGAGAGAGGUGCAGACAGCAUCAAGCUCACCACAGCUCAGGCUGAUUAAGAGGAGGGCUCCUGAGCCUCCUCCUAGAGUCUUAAGGCCUCUCACAAGAUCCAGGAGUGCCCUUUCUUCAAACAAUGAAGCCAUGUGAAAACUGUGUCCUCAAGACUAUUUCUGCUGCCUUCACUGCAAAGACAAGAAGAUAGAAAAAAACACUGUCUGGCCAAAAGCAACAUAUUUAAAGCAGCCUUGUUUUGGAAUAAGGUGUAACCAAAGUGACUUAUGACCGCUCUAUAUAUGGUAUACAGCUUGUGGCUCAUGAUAAAAACAAACAUGAGGUUCGUGACACUGAGAUAGGACUCACGAGUGAAUGGGUUCCAUGCUGACAGAUAUUUUGAGUUUGCAGGUUAUCGAAUAUGUUUUGUAUUUAUGUACAGUUUGUGUGUUUAUCAUUUUACUGAUUUGUUUUUAUAUCAGGUCGGGGAGACAGAUGCAUGCAUGUCUUCCCAGUCAUUAGCCCCCAUUCUUUUCCAAACAGAAUGUAUUGUCACUGGAUGUUACAGCUGGCAUUGUGAGUGACAUGGUCACUGUUUGAGAAUGUGUUACAAGCCAAGGAUCAAAAGAAAAGGUGUGGUGUUUUUUUUUUUUUUUAAACCCUUCCUUACUUUGGUUUGUAGAAAGAUCUCUGAGCCAAUGGAAUCUGCACUGAUGAAUUAUCGUAACAAGGUAUUAAGAGAUCAGUCCAGUGAUUAUCUCAGAACAUAUUGUGGUAAGACUACUUUUUUAAUGGAAGACAUCAGUCCACAGUGGCAUACAAUAUCCCAUUCUGUACCUCAGUGUAAAAGCCUUAAAGAAAGAGAUAAGAAAAGCAUCAAAAUAUAAAACAUCUCCACAGUAUUACUAACACAAUGUUCCCUCGAAGACCUUUUGCACUAUGGUUAGAACAACAGUGACUGCCCUCAGUACUCGGAAAUGGCCAAAAAUUGUAAUUAAAUAUAAAAAAAAUUCUAGCUGAAUAUUAUAAUGUGAUUUAACCUCAUUAUUGUGUAUUCCUUGUGUGGUAAGGAUACAGCUACUUGUGUGACAAGUCAAAAACAUUUUUAUCACAGAUGAAGAAAUGCUACCACAAACUGUUUUCCUCGUGGAGCAGACUGUUUUGACAAUCUACUGUUCAGCUCUAUCUAGUUUCACAAUAGACUUCAUUCACAAGAUUUCGGUUGCUUUUGCCGUGUAAGGCCAAUGUGUUAGGAAUGCCUCACUUUCAGUUGUAGCGGCACACACAGCUCAGCUGUCCAUCACUUCAGUAGAUGUAUAUGAACAUGGCUAUUUUUCCAUGUUUGUAAUCACUGUGUAAUAUUCUGCUGUCAACUGAGCAACUCCAAACCCAAGGUUCUUAACUUCUACUUGCUUCUUAUGAUUUUUUUGUUCUGAAUACAAGAGAGCAACUGUAUUGGUUUGCCGGUUUACAAUGUUAUAUUUGGGCCUGUUAAGAUUUGAAAAGUGUUUUGUCAAUAGCACGACGUGAUACACUUGUGACUUGGUAGGAUUUCAUCCCGUUCUUUCUUCACUGAGCCUGGAUCUUGGCAAGAUUUCACACAAAGUAUCACUGUGGUCAUUGAUGGUUGGAAUUCGAGCAACAAAAUGUCACUGACUGAAUCAUUUACAGUGGUUUUAAAGUGUGAAAGAAAAGCUCCUCAGGUACAAUUGUUCUGUUUACACGUCAUUUCACUCUGAUGUUGUAGAUACACUUGUUAUGCACAUGAAUUGUCCUUGUAAUAGGUUAAUGGUAAAAAAAAAAAAAUUCAAACAGGAAAUUUCUGGCCUGUGAUAAAGAUCUGAAAUCUGUGUUUCAGCAUUAGUGGUUUCAGUGUUAGUGUUGGAAGUGAUUUCCUUCCAUUAUAAAAACAAAAUUAAUCAAAAUACUACAACAAAGAUGUUGUUGCUAAGUAGCAGAUUUGUAUACUUGUAAGUAGAUUGAUAAACUCAUCAUUGCAUGAUGUUAUUAGUUUGUAUGAAAAUGGUUUUCUUAAGUGGUUUUGUGCGAAGCGGUUCUUGGCCUCUUCAGAUGCCUUGCUGAUAAACACUGAAUUCUUCUUUGUCUUCUAGUGCUUUGUUGGAAGGACAGGAAAUGUUAAAUCACCUCUUUCAGUUGCCCAUACUUCUGUAGGAGGAACAUGUCUUACUCACUGAUCAGCUAGCCACUUUCACUUUAUUGAUGAGGAAAUACCACUUUACUAUCCUGAAGACUUUUGUUCUGGCAGGCCAGAAUCUCAAAAUGCUUAAAACUUCCACUUGAUUGUGAAUUAAGACUAAAGGAGUGAUGUGACAACAUGAUGGUAUAUGGCUAUCAAUUUAUCUUUACAUUCAGUUACGUACAUCUGUUGUUGAACUGACAUACAGUCAUUAAAUAUGAAGCAAAACUUCAA